This is a messenger RNA of Rhopilema esculentum, 1296 nucleotides long. NCBI's taxonomy places the organism in Eukaryota, Metazoa, Cnidaria, Scyphozoa, Rhizostomeae, Rhizostomatidae. The record is from RefSeq and is a predicted model, not a curated record.
AUGAGGGCGCAUGCGUUUCAAACAACUUUUUGGCGCGAAAUAUUGGCGCGAUUUUGGACAUCAAACUCAAUCAUGGAGUCGGCAUAUGCGAAGGUUUGCUGUAUUUGUUCGCGCAGCACGAAAUAUCGCUGUAUUUCUUGUCAAGUUUUUGUGUGCAAUAGAUGCUCUAUUGCAGAACUCGAUGAAACAAACGCCAGUUGGAUUCCUGGACAGCAAGUCGGGUAUUGUACUGAUUGUCAUGCCAUCAAUGACUAUGAACAACAAGAGGAGAGCAGUACUCCUAGUUCUAGGCCUGCUGGUGACCAAAAAACUGCGAGAAAGAUGUCAUUGUCAUCUCCAUGUGGGUCAGCAAGUGCAAGCAGACAUUCUACACCAUCUCCAUCAUCAUCUGCUGCAAACUUUCACAAAAGCGAAAGCCAACAUUAUGACUUUGAAGAUGAUGAAGACUCUGAGGAGGAUAAAUAUAUAGAUGAUUUACUGAACAAAUUCAAGCACAAAAAUGGAAAGAAGAACAAGAGUGGAAGGAAAGCUCAGUGGGAUGAUAGCCUUUUAUCUGACAUGAUAGACAUUGUUGUCAGUAGUGAAUACUACAAAAAGAAACUAAUAUUCACAAACACAAAGAAUCAAAAAAAUGGUGCCAUCUAUGGUAAUGUGCUGGAGGAGCUCAAAACACGUGCAAGUGCAAGAAACGAGACAGUUCCUUUCACAGCAGUGCAGCUACGCAAUAAAUUCAAAAAGGCUGUUGCAGAGUGUAAAAAAGCUGCAUUGACUAUCAAGUCUGCAACUGGCAUCAAAAGAUUCCAGGAUGAAAAGAAUUAUGGCCCUUGGUUCAACCAAUUGUUUGGGCUUGUCAAGACACGGGAUUCUUGCCAGCCAGAACAGGCCAUUGAGCCAUCUGCUGGUACUCCAUCGCCACAAGAUGACAGUCCUGAGAGCUCAGCAUCAGUGCAUUCAAAUGAGAAUAUGUAUGUGCCAAUAAAUCGAUCAGGCAAGAAAAGAAAGAAUGAUGAGGUCUUACAUGAGAUUCUUGGAGUUGUAAAGAAUAUGCUGGAAAAAGAUCCAAUGAAAGAUUAUGUACAGUUUGCAAGAGAAGAAGCAGCAGCUGCAAGACAGCAUGAGAUGCGAAUGAUGCAAAUGUUCAUGGCUAUGCAGCAGCCUCAACAAUUACAGCAACCACAGCAACAGCAACAACAACUGUACAACAUGCAUGCCACUAAUGCAGCAAGGUUGAACAGUAGUUUUUUUACAGACUAUUUUGAGAGAGAAGCACAAGAAGAUAAUCAUGCAAACUAUUGA